CCUCCUCCUCCUCCCGCCGCCGCCAUAUUGUCACCCCCCCAGCGGACCCGGGAGAGGCCAGCCCCCUCCCUGCCCCCCUCCUCCCACCAGGAGCCGACCCGGGAGAGACCUGCUCGACCCGGUCGCCGCCGCCGCCGCCUCAGCGGCCCGGCGAGGUAAUGAAGCGGGGGGGGGGGAGAGAGAAGCCCCUUCGCCGCCGGGAAGCGAAAAUUGGGGGGGCGGAGGGGGACCCUCUUCUGAGGGGGGGGGUCCUUCAUUUGGGGGUGGGGAAGGGGCCAGGCUGCGUGUCUGCGGCGGACCUGGGGGGUGUUGGUGGAGGAUAUGGGGGGGGCCCUUGUAGCAGGGCAGGGGGGGCGGCUUGCGGGGGGGGGGGUGAGGGAAAUUGGGGGGGGGGAGACAGAGGCCUUCCUACCUGGACGUGGAGUGAGGGGGUGAAAGAGAGAGAAAAAGAGAGAGCCUCCCCCCCUUCCAGAGGUGCGAACUUGAAUCAAAUAAGAGGGGGGGUGUUCCAGGUAAGCUCUGCCCCACAUAAUCGAUCACAUGACAUGGCACACACACAGGAAUGCCCAUCAGUUGGGGGGGCGGGCAAAGAGACCUCUUCCCCCAGGAGUGAGCUGGCUCCUCUGCCCGCCUGUCAAGUGUGUGGGGCAGUUGUGGGGGGUGGGGAUACGAUCUGUGGGCUUGGGGGUGGGGUCAGGAUAGGUUUGGGUGGCAAAGGGUCUCUUCUGGAUGGGGAGGCCCUUCCUGUCAUCUCUCUCUCCUUUCCCCCACUCCCCCAGUGAAAUGGGGCCCCAGGCACUGAGCAGCUGUGACUGGCCCCCCUUGGAGUAGGGUGCCUGUCUGGUAGGGGGUGCGUGGGGAGGGUGCCUGCACCUCAGAUUCCCCCUGGGGGUCUUGCAGCCUGCAGAGAGAGGUGGGCACGGUGGUGGGGGGCUUUGGCACCCACAAAUUCCCCACCCCAACCUUCCCGGUUGUCUCCGUAGCUGCCCCAUCCCCAGCGCUGGUCCCCGCAUCCCGAGGGCAGACUAUAACCCCCCAUCAAAGAACGACAAGUUCUGAGACGCACAAGACACACUCCGAGAGCGGAAUCAAUUCUUUGCUUAACUCUCACCUCUUCCGUUUGCAUAGAUGCAUUUUUAUUUUAGGGCCGGAGCUCAGUUGCGGAUCACCUGAUUUGCAUGCCGAAGGUCCCGGGUUGAAACCCCAGGGGCGUCUCCUGCGAGAACGGGGCCAAACUCCCUGCCUGAAACCCUGGGGAGGUGCUGCCUGUCAGUGUGGACAAUACUGAGCUAAAUGGAGCAAUGGUUUGACAGCUUCUUCCUGCGUUCCUCUAAUCCAGUGUCCAAACUUGGGUCUUCGUGUGUUUUUUGGACUACAGUUCCCAUCAUUCCUGACCGCUGGUCCUGCUAGCUAGGGAUGAUGGGAGUUGUAGUCCAAAACCAGCUGGAAUUUGGAAAAUGCGGCUCUAAUCGGUUUAGGAUCAGGCUAGAGGCUGUUGCCCCCUAAGCGCAAGAUCAUGCCCCAGGAUAAGCCGCCUGGGUGACAUGGGAGGAGCACAUUGAUUUAAGCAGCUCUGCCUUUGCGGAUAUAGAGCCCUCAGCACAAACAGCCCAGUCCUGGAACGGCGCUCUUCCAACAGCCCAACCAGGUGAUCCGGAAAGGCCUGUCCCCUUUGUGUGUGUGUUUGAGCGCUACUUUGAGCACUUAAUGGGAGUCGCUGGGUUGGAAAGGACCUUGGGAAGGUCCUCUCCUCCAGCCGCCUCCUUCUCAGUGCAAGAUCCGGGGUUUAUUUCCUGGAGUUGUUCUCCGACAACUCUGGCCUCCCAAAGCAGCUCACGCAAGGCAAGGGAAGCAGAGGGGAAAGAUGGAGGAGAGGCCCCUUCUUCCAAGUUGUGACUCUUGCAAUUUGCAGGGUCUUGGGAUCCCUUCAGUUCUGUGAAAGGCAAGCCAAAGUGGUGAGCCAGAAGUGGGCGUUUAUGCCCAGUUCUGGCCAGGCCAAACUUCCCCUGUUGUUGCUCUUGCUUAAACAGCAGCCCACGGCAGCUUUCCCUGUACAGGGUGGGGUGGGUGAGUGGGCAGAGUGGCUUCUCCCUUUGCUUCUGCUGUCCUGGGGCAGAGAAGUGGCAGUUGGAGUCAAGGGUUCUUUCCAUCAGGGGAUGAAGGAACAAGCCCCUUGCUGCUGCAGCUGCUUCUCCUCCUCCUCCUCUGACCAAUGGGUGGGGCCAGACUGGCCUCCCCCUUGACUUGACAUUUUUCCUGGGGACAGCGGGAGCAGCCAUUGGGGUGCGGCUUUGGUCCCCUGGCCAGUACCAGGAGCCAGACUUUGCCGCAUUGCAGAGGGUUGGACUACAUGACCCCUUGAGGUUCCUUCUGAUGACAAGUGCCUGAUUCAGCUCUAUAGCAUCCCUGCGGAUGAACGCCUGGCCUCUGCUGAAAUAUCCCCUCUGGAGACAGUCUGCUCGGCUGUCCAGAAGCUCUGGCCAUAAGGAAGUUUCUCGUAAUGUUUAGCUGAAAUUAAUCGGGAAGGACCCAUGACUUUUGGGAAACCGUUCUUGUUAGACCACCUUGGAUCUGAUGUUCUGCCUUAUGUAGAACUGGGGAUUGAACCAGGGGCGUCUUGCUCUCAGUCGCUGAGCUGCAGGCCUUCUUUUGACGGCCUUCUGCACUCUGCCCUUUGCAAAAUAAUAAUAAUAAUAAUAAUAAUAAUAUGUUUGUACCCUGCCCAUCUGGCUGAGUUUCCCCAGGCACUCUGGGCGGCUCGCAAUUGAGUGUUAAAAACAAUACAGCAUUAAAAAAACGUCCCUAAACAGGGCUGCCUUCAGAUGUCUUUUAAAGAUAAGAUAGCUGCUUAUUUCAUUCCCAUCUGCUGGGAGGGCCUUCCACAGGGCGGGUGCCACUACCAAGAAGGCCCUCUGCCUGGUUCCCUGUAACCUCACUUCUCGCAAUGAGGGAACCGCCAGAAGGCCCUCGGCGCUGGACCUCAGUGUCCGGGCAGAAUGAUGGGGGUGGAGACGCUCCUUCAGAUAUACUGGACUGAGGCCAUUUAGGGCUUUCAAGGUCAGCACCAACACUUUGAAUUGUGCUCGGAAACCUACUGGGAGCCAAUGCAGAUCUCUCAGGACCGGUGUUAUGUGGUCUUGGCGGCCACUCCCAGUCACCAUUCUAGCUGCUGCAUUCUGGAUUAGUUGUAGUUUCCAGGUCACGUAGCUCCAGUAGCCCCUGUAGAGUGCAUUGCAGUAGUCCAAGUGGGAGAUCUUUGUGCAUGGGCCUCUUGCCUCUGUGAGUGAGCCUGGCCGGUACUGGGGUGCAGGCAGGCGGGGAGUCUAGUGAUGGCGCUGCAGCAUUUUGGGCUCUCCGUGUUGGAGCUCGCUCUUCUCUUCCAUCCCUCCCCACCCCUAGGGUUGCUAAGGUGUGAACACAGGAAAUUGCUUUAUGCUGAAACGAUCUUCCGUGGGAGGUGGUGGACUCUCCUUCCUUGGAAGUUUUUAAGCAGAGAUUGGAUGGCCCUCUGUCAGGGAAGCUUUGGUUGAGAUUCCUGCUUUGCGGGGGGUUGGGCUAGAUGACCCCAGAGGCUCCCUUCCAACUCUAUGACUCAGACCGUUGGUCCAUCUCACUCAGCAUUGUCUGCACUGACUUUUGGCUUUUCAGGAUUUCGAGUUACUUGCCCUAUUUGCAGAGACUGAACCUGGGACCUUUUGCUUCAAAAAGAGAUGUUUUGCGGCCCUUCCCAUUGCUGUGCUGGUUUGCGUUGUGCUUGGGAGCCUGAUAUAUAUGUGCAAGAUCUGUAAGAAUGUGCUGAACUUUCAGAGCAAGCAAGCCUGGUUUGGAUGGCUGGACAAUUCAGGCAGGGGUCUCAAAUAUGGUUCCCACCAUCCUUGUCCACUGGCCCUGUUUCCUGAGGCUGGCGGGAGUCUGGAGGUCACCCCCAUGCUGGCUAGGCCUGAAUCAAGGCAUAACUGAUCUGUGACGAGCCAUCUUUGCACACUCUCUCUUGAUCCUGUAAAAAUGGCUGGAUCAAACCAGGCCCAGGCAAUCUUUGCAGAAAUCGCCCCCAGCAGCUGACAGUCAGCCUGGGCCGGUUGCUUUGUGUGUCUCUGCUUUCUGCUCACCCCAUCAAUAUUUAUUUUGCUUAUUUAGAAAAGUAUAUCUCGCCCAUUACUGCUCAGUAGAAGGUGCUGUUCUCCAAGUGGAAUUUGAUUCCUUGGCACUGAAGCAGACGGGAGUAUUUCCAGUCAAUGCUCUCUCUGGCGCAGUGGGUCAGGGCUGCUUGUUAACGAGAAGAUCGCUGAUUUCAGCCCACCCAGGGAUUCCUACAUUGCAAGAGGUUGGACUAGAUUACCAUUGGGUCCCCUCCUACUGUAAGAUUCUAUGAUUCUACAGUUCUAUGAGUCUAUUAUCAAAACCUUUUAUGAACCCUGCAUGUUUUUUCUUUAGGAAAUUGUUCUUCUAGUUUCUAAUAUAACCCUUUCCCUCCUCCACUGCAGGUAAUACAGCAGCUCACUGUUACUCAGAGUAGACCUGCUGAAAUGAAUGAAGUGAGGUCUCCUCUGAGUAGGACCGAGUUGAUGGUUGCUGGCCUAUCUGCUGGGAUUUUGCCUCUACCAGUAUCUGCUGGGAGUUUGCCUCUACCCCAACUUGGCAUCCUCCAGACGCUUUGAACUACGACUCCCAUCAGCCCUCGCUUCCUGCGGCCAUGCUGGCAGGGGAUUAUGGGGAAUGGCAGUCCAAAACACCUGGAGGGCACCAGGCUGAGGAAGACAGGUCCAUACUCUUUCAGUUUAGCACACCGUUCACAACGGCUGAGGUUUUGAAUUGUUGCUUGUGUUGAUGGUGAAGUGUGUGUGGAGAUGAAGAUGAGCUGCCUAAGCCUUUGCUGUUCUUCCAGGCACAGGGCGAUGCUGUGAAGAGGCACCUGGGUUUUCGGGAAUCUCCUUUGCGUUUUGUCCUCCUGGGCCCGAUGGAGACCUGCUGACCACGUGGAAGCGUCUGACCGCACCUCCUGAGCUCUGCCCGGCUGCCCACCCCCUUCCUCCCCCCAAAACUCCCGCCUGCCUGGAAUGCUGCACGUGCCUUGCUCUGCGUCUCGCAGGACGGCUCCCGGAGGCUGCGGUGGAGCUGCAGAUUAACCAAGGCUCAAGGUAGGAGGCGGCUCUGGCUACGAGGGAGCCGAACUCUCUGCCGGUGAUCUGGAGCUCACCCUCUCUUUUCUCGGGGCGAGAGGGAAAGCUUGAGCUGGUGCGGAGGCAAGCUUGGGUUCUGGUGCGAACGGAGACCUUGCUCUGCUGCUGUCCCUGCUCCCUGUUUGCACCCUGUGUUUGACUGUUUCUGUCUGGCUGUUGUCAAGCAUUGCAUUCUGGUUCUCGGGUCCUAGAUUCAUUCAUUUCUAGCAUCUAUAGCCCACCUUUUCCUCCAAGGAGCUCAAGGUGGUGUACAUAAGUCCCUCCCCUGGCCCAUUUUAUCCUCACAACCACCCUGUGAGGUAGGCUAGGCAGAGAGAGUGACUAGCCCAGUGAGCUUCGUGUUCGAGUGGGGACACGAUCCCAGGCUUCCAGGUCCUGGUCUGACUCUUUGACUGCUACACUGGCUCCCAGUUCAGAGAGUCUGCGCAGCGUACAUGGGGAACCAAGGUGGCAACCUGCAUCUCUUUUGCCAUGCGCAGACAGGGCCUGGCGCUGAGGUUGCUCGCCGCACUUGGCCUGCGCAUGGAGAAGGGGAGGAAAUGCAGUGAUUUAUCACGUGCAGGAGCCUCAGACAGGAGACCUUUCUCAGAGUUCCAUCUGAACUCCACUUCCAGAAAUAGGUGCUGUGUUGACUUAAAUGCACACAACCAUGGUGCGAGGCUUACCUCAGGCUCCACUCUGUUUCUUAACGCACCGAAGCACAGUAAACACAGGCCUCGAGUUACAUGUUUAAAACCACCCUGUCGUACAGAAUUGCUGGUCAACCAAGGCAGGUUAUGCAAAUUUGGGUGUUGUGCUUGUGUGACCUUUUCUGCUGGGUUCUGCCUAUAUAGAGACUUUGAAAUAUUUUGGGAGGGAUUACUGUGGUCAGGGAGGGGUGGGUGGGAAAAGCUCUCUUUUGCUCAAGAUUUCAGUGGAUGCUGUCUGAAUUGCAAGCACUUGUGUUUUCUCCUGCAAUAAUGAGGAUUGCAAACAUGCUGAGAUUCUUGGUGAGCCAAAUUCUGCUCUGGAGCUUCGGCUGUCCUAUGUGACAAAGAGUAUUCAGGACGUGUAGGGGCAGAGAAUGAGCAUUCAGGUGUGCAGGUGAACAUGAGAAAAAUCUAAUCAGUGCUCUACUUAUUUAUUUAUUUUUAUUUAGUUAUAAGAAUUUGUCAGCCACUUAGUCAAAGAGUCCCUAGGCAGUUAUAUAAAGGAAUUGUCAAUAUACAAAUAUAGUCAGCCACAUCAUCAUCAUCAUCAUCAUCAUCAUCAUCAUUAUUAGCCCAAGUAAAACUUGCAAACGUUUCCAGGUAGGUUUGUCAAAACAGAAAAGUUUUGACCAGGUGUCUGAAAGAGAACAACAACAACAACAACAACAACAACAAUUUAUUAUUUAUACCCUGGGUGGCUCCCAACAGAAUAUUAAUAAUGAUAAAAAAGCAAUAAAAUAUCAAACAUUUAAAAUUUCCCUAAACAGAGCUGCCUUCAGGUGUCUUCUAAAAGUCAGAUAGUUGUUUAUUUCCUUGACAUCUGAUGGGAGGGCGUUCCACAGGGUGGGCGCCACUACCGAGAAGGCCCUUUGUCUGGUUCCCUGUAGCUUUACUUCUUGCAAUGAGGGGAACCACCAGAAGGCCCUCGGAGCUGGACCUCAGUGUCCAGGAUGGAUGAUGGGGGUGGAGACGUUCCUUCAGUUAUACUGGGCCAAGGCCGUUUAGGGCUUUUAAGGUCAGCACCAACACUUUGAGCGCAACAAGGCUGUCUGCUGAAUGUUACUAGGCAGAUUUCCAGUUCACAGGGGCUGCCACACUGAAAGAUCUGCUCCUCAUAGACGUGGAACAAACUUCAUAGGGUACUUGCAAAGGUACAAGUUCCACAGAUCCAUGUGGACACUAAUAAUAAUAAUAAUAAUAAUUUAUUUAUACCCCGCCCAUCUGUCUGAGUUUCCCCAGCCACUCUGGGCGGCUCCCAAUUGAGUGUUAAAAACAAUACAGCAUUAAAUAUUAAAAACUUCUCUAAACAGGGCUGCCUUCAGAUGUCUUUUAAAUAUAAGAUAGCUGCUUAUUUCCUUGACAUCUGAUGGGAGGGCGUUCCCUGUAACCUCACUUCUCACAAUGAGGGAAAUGCCAAAAGGCCCUUGGCGCUGGAUCUCAGUGUCUGGGCUGAACAAUGGGGGUGGAGACCCUCCUUCAGGUAUACUGGACUGACAGGACUGCUUUGGCAGCUGAUUUGCACCCUCUGCUGCAUCCUGGGGCCAUUUGCGGCCGGUUUGAGGAAGGGCCGUGGCUCAGGGGCGUAUCCCACAGGGGUGCUUUGAACACAGAAAGAAGCAGCCCCAAGUCUGCUGCACCUCCAGGCAGGGCUGGAAAGGACCCCUGCCUGAAACCUCAGAGAGCUGCUGUCGCUCAGUGUGGAGUAACAGUCUGACUAUGUGUUGAGCAGCUUCCGGGGUUCCCUUUUCCUGGUCAUUGCAGGGGGCUGCCCUAGAUGAGCCUUUGGGCCCCUUGCAACUCCCAUGCUUGUGGGAGGCGGGACGGCUGUGCCAUUUCCUGGAGCCAAGCAUCGAAGCCGCUCUGACUUGGGGCUUCCAGCAGAGCGGGCUGCGUUUUCCUCAGGCCCCUGCUGCGGCUCCAGAGGAUAUCUUUGACCUGCGGGUUACCCAGCGAGGCCGCUGCUUCCAAGUGAAAGGCAGCCUCGGCUCUGGCAAUCUCUGCUAGAUCAGUGUUGUGCUCAUUUGCCAGUCAACAGAGGUCAGCUGGGGAUAUUAGUGGCCCGGCUCAGUUUCCUUGCACUGCUUUCCGGGUUCCUUGUUGUGUCUGGAAUGGGCUGGAGCCGGACGGGACGGAGGCUGUGGAGAAGUGCAUUCCUAUGGCUGCGUUCAUAAUCCACUGGCUUAGUGCCCAAAGCAGCCUGUGGCUUAGGAGUAAGUGGAUUCCUCCGUUGUUUUCGCGAAGUGAUUCUGAGAAGGUAGCAUGUUAAAGGGAAGAAUGUUUGUCAUAACCGAGACAACUGACUAUCCUUCAGGGUCUCUUCCAAUUCUGUGAUUCUAAUAUUUACAUCCUUUUCCUGAACUGGGGCUCGUGGCUGCUUGCACAAAUUAAAACAAGACAGAUAAAAUACAAAAAGCUAAAAACAGAUAAAAGAUCACCAUUUAAAAAAAUAAUUAAACUUUAAUACAUUAGAAUGGAAACAAUAUAAAAAAACCAAAGAUGUUAAAAUACAGAGGAUGAAAACAGCUGUAAAGUUGUUGUUGUUGUUUUAAAGGUGGGGAGAGAUCUGAACAUGCAGUAGUAGGUCCUCUGUGUGGGGAACACAGAGAAAUGCUAUUGGGUAUCGGAGAAAAGGCGGAACUACUCAACAUUCCUUUGCCUCUGUCUUCACCCAAAAGGAAAGCGGUGCCCAACCUGGUGAUAAAUGAUGUAAGGAGGGAGCUGCAGCCCAAGACAGGAAAAGUGGGGGUAAGGGAACAACUAGCUCCUUUAAAGGAAUUCGAAUCUCCAGGGCCUGAUUUCUUUUUUUGAUAGAAUUACAAACUUAGUGGAUUAGGGAAAUGCUGUGGACAUAGUGUAUCUUGAUUUCAGCAAGGCUUUUGACAUAGGCGGGAAGGUAAACGGCGUUUCCGUGCGCUGCUCUGGUUUGCCAGAAGCGGCUUAGUCCUGCUGGCCACAUGACCCGGAAGCUGUACGCUGGCUCCCUCGGCCAAUAAAGUGAGAUGAGCGCCGCAACCCCAGAGUCGGCCACGACUGGACCUCAUGGUCAGGGGUCCCUUUACCUUUAAGGAAAAGUGGGACAAUCUGGGAUCAAAUAAUCAGGGUGGCUUCUCUAAAUCAGGGACCUCCCUGGAAAAUAGGGACACUUGGAGGGUCUGACCUUAGUGGGACUCCUGGCCAAGCCCUUUCGCUGGCAGCCCCUGCCUCCUCCUCCUCCUCCUCUUCCUGCUGAGCAGUCCUUUGCUGCUUGCUUCUCCUCUUCUCUGUGUGCCAGCCUGCUCUCUCUCUUCCUCCUCCUGGAAGCAAACGGGCGGAGAGGGGGAGCCUCUCCAGAGACACCGCUCAGCCGCCUUCCUUUGAGCCAGCCUUCCCUCCUUCGCUUGCUCAGAGCCUCGCCUUUGAAGCUGCACAUUGCAGCCUCCAGGAGGGAUGGCGCUGCCCCUGCCCAGGCAGGCAGAAUCCAGGGAUCCAGCUGCCUCCCACCCCACCCCCGCUUGCUGGUUUCCCCCAGCAGGACUUCUGAGGGAUGCAAAUCCAAGUCCCGGGUGGCUAAGACUCAUUCGAGAGAGCCUUUAUUCCUGGGAAGCUGCUGAAACCGGUGCCUAUGGACAGCUGUGCAGCUGAUUUGCCAAGGUGGGUGCGGAGGCAAGCGGGGCUGCAAGGAAAAGGAGACCCCUGGGAAAGGGGGCAGUGUUGGGCCCCCAGGCCGCCAUCCCAAGCUUGGCCUCUGUUUAGAAACUGCCGUUCCGCCUGCUGGCAAGGUGGCCCAUUCGCAGGGUGCACAGGAGAGCAGAGUUUUGCUGGGAUUACUCGGAGGAGCCUCGCUCGACAGCAGGUGUGGCUCUGGAGCCUUCCUUCGCUUGGAUCACCCCCUUUGAAGCAGAAAGAGCGUCCUAGUCUGCUGUUGCUGCUGCUGUCAGAGGGAGCUUUCCGUCGUCUUUCUCAGGAGAGAGUCAUACAUAAAAUACCACAGGAAGCUGUUUUCCAUGGGCAGAGCUUGGUCCCUCUCGCUCAGCUCUUAGUGUCUGCACAGACGGCGUUAAUCAGGGUGGUGAACUGGAGGCUGAAAUUCCCAGUGCUGGGGACAAGCACGCCUUCUAGUCCUGCUUGUGAACUUCCUGGAGGUCUCUUGUUGGUGUCUGCGGGAAGGAGGAAGGUGGACCGGGUGAGCCUUUUGUUGCACAGUCUGCCAGGGGGUGCUCUUAAGCUCCCUGCCUACAGGUGGGGACCACCUGCAGCCUGAGUCUGAUAUUUCCAGGCACUCUGAUAGUAUUCAACCAGCAGAGUCUGGCUAAGUUGCUGGGGGGGGGGGGCGUGUGUGUGCGUGCGCAUAUUGCUAUCAUCUCACUAUGUGCAAGCCCUCACCUGACUCAGAUGAAGCCCUUUUUGCAGUUGGCUGUUGGGGAAGCUGGAAAAUGGCAUGGUCUGGGGACAAAACUCCCUUGAGGCGCUUUGCUUUCCUCUCUGCUCCCCCUGGGAUGUUGGUUGGAGCUCCUGCAGGGCCCUCAGGUUGGGAGGCAUUAAAAUGGAGUCAUCAGUUGGGAAGGGACCCAAAGGGUCAUGUGGCCCAAUGCCCUGUAAUGUAGGAACCACAGAUGUAUUUCUGCUGAUUUCUGCAUUGGCCUCCAUUGUGGGGCUCUAGGCAGGUACACUUUCCUGCUCAUGGAGCCAGGCUGACCUGCCAUAAGAACCUAAGAAGAGCCUAUUGGAUCAGGCCAAUGGUCCAUCUAGUCCAGCCUCCUGUUCUCAUAGUGGCCAACCGGAUGCCUGGUUUCCAUCAACUGCGGCUCAGAAGCAUGGAUGCCUCUGGCUGUUGGAGCAGAGCACAGCCAUCAGGGCUGUUGGCCAUCAGUAGCCCUCUUCUCCUCCAUGAACUUGCCUAAUCCUCUUUUAAAGCCAUCCAGGAUGGGGGCCACUCCCGCCUCCUGAGGCAGCGAGUUCCGUAGACUCUGGAGUUUGCCGCCGGACUGUGAAACAGCCAGGAGAGGCUUGGGAAGUCCGCGUGGGGAUCACUGGGCUUGAGGGCUGAUGGACGUCCUGGCCAGGAAGGCUGGUCCUCUGGCUUGGCCUGCCAAGGGGAAGCUGGCCUGCACCCAGGAUAGGCAUUAAAACCAGGAUGGUGCCCUCACUUCCUGGGCCUGAGCCCCAGCAGCGGCAGGAGGCAGCUUGGUCCCAGGUGUGGGGUCAGACAGUGUCCUCUGAAAGGACUUCGUGGAGUAGCAGAUAUUUAGGGCUCUUUGGGGCCUGCUCUUCAUUGCUUCUUGGCACUGGGGAAAGCGCAGAGGGAGCAGGUUCCUCUUGCUGGCUUAAUUGGCCUCUGGGGCAGAGAGCGUGUGGAUCUGGUGCCAGGAGGAGGAGGAGGGAGGGUUUAUGCUGCCAGGAGGGCUGUUGGCUCUGCAGAGCCCGAGCGCUUCCUGCAUCGGCCGGCCUCCCUGGAAGGCAGUCAGCGGCAGCAGGGCAGGCUCCUUUCCCUGACAAGAGACCUGCUGGCUGUUCCUGAGGGGCUUUGUCCGGCGAUGGCAGCCUGGCAUCUGAACGGAGGCAGAAUCCCUAAGAGCCUGCUUGGAGCCCAAGGCCAGUUCCUCAGCACCACAGGAAACAGGCAGGCUCCUCUUUCCCUCCGCCUUCCAGGGCUGGGCCUGGUUCUGUCCGGGAGCCUCAGCUCAGUUGAAAAUGUCAAGGUCUCCACCAGCCCUGCUCUGAAAGAGCGGUCUGCUCCUGCUGCUCUCACCCCCCCCCACCUGUGGUUUCCUGCUUUCCAUGCAGAAGGCCGCAGGAUCGGUCCAAGCAUCUCCAUGCAGGGUUGGGAAAACACUCCUACUUGAAACCUGGAGAGCUGUUCAGAUUGAGCAAGGCAGGUGUCAGGUGGUGGUGUGGUUGCUCGAGAGCAAACCGGCAAGACUCCGACCUGUCUUUUCCAGGCUUUAUUCUUAGUGCAAAACCGUUUACAGUGAAGAGCAUUGCAAGUUCAUGUCUGGCACAGUUGCUAGCAGAAUCUGGGAGUGGCCGGUCCUUGUACCUUCCCCAGCAUAACAGUCGCUUGACCCCCAACCUUCUCCUCCCCUCCCUGCGCCAAAACCUACUGCGCAGCGUGGGUGCUGGUAAAGGGGUACUUCCCUCCCCUCCGGCUUGCUCAGGGUCGGUGUUGAGGCUCUCCCUAGCAUCCCCUGGUCCCACCACCUACUCCCCACUGGAGGUGGGGCUUUCCUCCUGGCCAGAGGAGGAGCUGCUUUGCAAGACUUUCGGAGGUUCCCUAUAACACAACUGCCCUUCCACCUCUCGCAUCUGAGCUGAUGGCAGUUCCCUGCCAGCAGGCAAUGAGCUGAGGCGCUAUCAGGCACCCCACCCCUGCUCCCAGAUCAGUUUACGAUCACAGAUUACAUGUGUUGGGUGUGAAGGAUUUCAGCUAUGUGGUUGAAGGCCAGCCGGUUGAAAUUGCACGAAUUGAAUGUGCAGAAGGUAGAGAGCUUUUUUGCAUAUGCACGCCAUCCCCAGAACUUCACCCCCUGUGACGUGAUACUAUGGAUGCAAUCUCCGCAUCCAUCCACCGUGCUGGCUCCUUGAGAACAUGAGGUGUGCAGGCCUCUUGCUCUGGCUGUUUCAGGUCUCAUCCUGAGGGCUUGGGCAGCCAAAGGGCGAGGCUGGCAGACGGAGCGAGGCGUGUGCCCCUGUGUGAGCAUGGGCACGUGGGCCUUCCCGGUUCCCAUUGCUGGUGCUUCUUGCUGCCUCCUCUUCUCCUGGGCUCUCUCUUGCCACCAACCCUUGACCAAAGCUUCACAAGUGCCCCAACUUAGAGGAGACCCUUCAGAGCUAUUUCGGCGGCUUCUGGGUUUGCUUUGUUGUUCUGAGCAAAAGAGCUGGGGAGAAGAGCUUUCAUUUAUCAUUUACUUACUGCAUUUACACCCCGUCUUUUCCCUCCAAGGAGCUUGAGGUGGCAAACACGGUUCUCCCUCUUGCUCACUUAAGCUCCACAGCAACCCUGCGAGGCAGGCUGGGCCAAAAGACAGCGAGCUUCAUGGCUGAGCGAGUGGGGAGAUUCGAACCCCUGUCUCCCAGCUCCAAGUCUGACACUCUAACUGCUGUACCCCCUUUCCCCUCCCUCUUCUCUUUUAUCUUAGUGCCUAAUAAUGACCUUCGGUUCCUUUCUCUAAUGCCCCUGUGCUUAUCCUCUCCUCCCCUUUUCCCCAGAGCAAUUGAGGCGCUGACCUCCAGGCUGGGAGAGCAUGUCGGGCCCGGUGCCAAGCCGAGCGAGGGUCUAUGCGGACGUCAACACACAGAGGCCCCGUGAAUAUUGGGACUACGAGUCGCACGUCGUGGAAUGGGGGUAGGGGAACCGCAGAGCCCUGCCGGAUUAGCCCACAGGCAGCCCACCUGAGCAUGCCAACCGCUUUCAAAAAAAACCUUCUUUUUCUCUAACAGCAAUCAAGAUGACUACCAGCUUGUUCGGAAGCUUGGCCGUGGCAAAUACAGCGAGGUCUUCGAAGCCAUCAACAUCACCAACAACGAGAAAGUCGUGGUGAAAAUCCUCAAGGUGGGUGGGGAGCAAGAGGUCCUGAAUUUCUUGCCUGUGACCCCUUUCUCCUGGCGGGGGUGGGUGUGUGGUGGUGUCUCUUUGGCCAGGGGUUGGGCUGGGAGGUUUCCAGUUCAAAUCUCAUCCCUGGCAGGCACUUGCUAGGCAGCUGCGGGUAAACCCCUGCAUGGGGACAGCAGCUGCCUACCUCGCAGGGGUGUUGUAGAGGCUGCUGAGGGGGCAGACGUGAAGUGCUACAACCUCUAGAAAGGUGGUGUUUCUGUUUGCUGAUGAUUUGGUGUUCACUUUACAAGAUCCAGACUCCAGUGCAGGAAAAGCACUGGAGCUGAUUCAGGAGUUUGGGCAAGUAGCAGGAUUCAAGUUAAAUAAGAGCAAUACCAAAGUGUUGCAAAAAAAUUUAGAUAACGAGAAGAGAAAAAUCCUUCAAGAAAAGACAGGCCUUGUUUUUGUGAAGAAAGUGAGAUAUUUGGGUGUGAAUUUAUCGGUGAAAAUGUGAAUUUAUAUAAAGAUAAUUAUGAGAAAUUAUGGAAUGAAAUUAAGAGAGAUCUUGAGAUCUGGUCAAGUCUAAAAUUGUCAUUAAUGGGCUGAAUAUCGGUGGGUAAGAUGAAUGUCUUGCCAAAGAUGUUGUUUUUAUUCCAAGCUUUACCAAUUAUUGAUAAUAUUGAAUGUUUUAAAGAAUGGCGGAAAGCAUUGUCUAAAUUUAUCUGGCAGGGGGGAAAAGCCCAGAAUUAAAUAUAAAUUACUAACAGAUUCAAAAGAAAGAGGAGGAUUUUGUGUUUAUGCAUCUUAAUUGCAAAAGCAAAGCUUGAAAUUGCAUUGAACAGCCUCGUCUCCUAAAGGCUAGGAAACCUGAGGAAGUCCCAGGUGGAGUUUGUGUCCUCGGGGGGCCUUUGGACCCCCGCCUCCUCCAUCCUCUCCCCUUUGCCGUGGAAUUGCAGGUGCUGCGAUCCUCAGCCAAGAACCAUAAAACAAAACCUGAGCUCAGUGUGCGUUUGAGUGUGCAAAGUGCUCUGUGCUCCUCGUUGCCUUGAUUCCUUUGCGACAACGACUGUGUUGCACUCUCUUUUUCAGCCAGUAAAAAAGAAGAAAAUCAAGCGUGAGAUCAAGAUCCUCGAAAAUCUCCGAGGAGGCCCCAACAUUAUCAGCCUUCUAGACAUAGUCAAGGACCCCGUGGUAAGGGCUGGUGUGUGUGUGUGUGUGUGGCAGCAUUCAUGCGCACGGCGCUCGAUGAAGCGCAAGGCAGCUGGUCCCCUUUCAAGCUGAUUUUCAAAAGAGGCAGGAAGUUCUUGUAAGUGGGGCAUGGAAACCUCCCUGGCUUCUCUCCACCUGGAUCCCAGAGACGCGGCCUGCCUCCAACAAGGCAGCCGUGCUGGGCAAAAAAACAACACCGGGAGUUGUCAUUUUGUGGCUGGGAAGAGCAUUCCCCCUCUCCGCCAUGUUCCUUCCUCCUGGAACCUGGAGCUGCCUGCUGAGCCUGCGCCCUUCUGGGACCCCCAGCCUGCCCUCUCCUGGUGGGCCACCCUAGAUCAGGCUCUGCCUGGAGGGGGCUGUCUUUUGGCCAGAGGGCAGGUCUAGGUGAGCUCUUGGCUCCCUGAUCCAGUAUGUUUCCGAGCACAAUUCAAAAUGUUGGUGCUGACCUUUAAAGCCCUAAAUGGCCUCGUUCCAGUAUACCUGAAAGAGCGUCUCCACCCCCAUCGUUCUGCCCGGACACUGAGGUCCAGCACCGAGGGCCUUCUGGUGGUUCCCUCGCUGCGAGAAGCCAAGUUACAGGGAACCAGGCAGAGGGCCUUCUCAGUGGUGGCCCCCGCCCUGUGGCACGCCCUCCCACCAGAUGUCAAAGAGAACAACAACUACCAGACUUUUAGAAGACAUCUGAAGGCAGCCCUGUUUAGGGAAGCUUUUAAUGUUUAAUAGGUUAUUGUAUUUUAAUAUUCCGUUGGAAGCCGCCCAGAGUGGCUGGGGAAACCCAGCCAGAUGGGCGGGGUAUAAGUAAUAAAUUAUUAUUAUUAUAUAUCAGGGUAUGUGGGGUAUUUAUUUUUAUCCAUAGCCCAUAGCCUACUUUGUUCCAAGCUCCAGGCCAGCAGAGUGUGGCAGGGCAGCUUCUGCAGGGCCUCUCCCUGGUAUCCAGAUAUAAGUUGUUUAUUUUAAAGUUAUGCUUCCAUUCUGCCUUUCUUGUAUUGGCUAAGAUGGUUAUUAGGUGUGUGACCUUUGCCAUCUACUUUGUUGUUUCUUCAGCCUGCAAACUGCCUUGUGCAUGGUACCUCUGGUUACAUACGCUUCAGGUUACAGACUCCGCUAACCCAGAAAUAUUACCUCAGGUUAAGAACUUUGCUUCAGGAUGAGAACAGAAAUCAUGCUCCGGUGGCACAGCAGCAGCAGGAGGCCCCAUUAGCUAAAGUGGUGCUUCAGGUUAAGAACAGUUUCAGAUUAAGUACAGACCUCCGGAAUGAAUUAAGUACUUAACCCGAGGUACCACUGUAAUAUAGAAAAGCAGUAUACAAACCGAAAGUGAAAUGAAAUGAAAUCUAGCCGUUCUUUCCAGGCCCCGAGCUGCUUAGGACAGUUUAAUUGUGUGCUUCUGGACCCCUUCGGAACAUAGCUCAGGAUUGUCUACCCUGACCAGGAUUCCAGGCAAAGCAUCUCUGCCAGCCCUACCUGGAAAGGCCGUUGGGGUGGACCCUGGGCCCUUCUGCCCGCAGAGCAGGUGUUCUGCCACUCAGCUACAUCCGUGGCCCACCUUAAGCCUGCGGUUCUGCUUGAGAGGGGAACAGGCACCUCUCUGCUUCAGAAACCAAGUCUUCCCCACCCAGCUUCCUUUUCAAGAAUCCUGGCCAUUGGUGAUCCCCCAGAACUGAGUCGGGGGGCUUCCCAGGGGGCUGCUGUCUGCCUUCGGCCCACCCCCAUCCUGGCUCACCUGCUCCGUAGAUGCAGCGUGGCUACAGUAGCUUUUGGGGGGCUAGGGGAGAAGGAAGGCUGUGCUCCUCUCUGUCCCCCCUCAGGGCUUUGAGACUAAACCCUUCUGGUCAUUCUCUGUUUUUUCUCUCUCCUGCCCUGGAACGCUCUGCGCUGGCUCUGCAGUCCCGGACACCCGCCCUGGUCUUUGAGCAUGUCAACAAUACAGAUUUUAAGGUGAGUGGAGGCCGGUUGGGUGAUGCGAUGCCUCUGGGGGCCUCCUCACUUUCUGAUGUGUGGGUAUGUGUAUUGGGUGGGGUGGAGCUUAACUAUGGGUCUAAAGUCCUGGAGAGGCUGCGCAAUGUCACCCUUCUGUUCCAGGGCUGCUGGAAAACCCGUCUUUGACUUGGAGUCAGUGGUGGGCUGACUUGGGGGAGGGAUGUGGUGUCAGCUUCAUUCAGGUCUCCCCCCUCCAGCUCCUCACUGUUGCCCCUCCUUCUAUCCGUUGCCCAUAACACACGCACACACACACAGAGAGAGACAAAUACCACCUGAAAGGUGUGGAGAGAUUAAAGAGCCCUGUCCUUAUCUGGGCCAUGUGUGCGAUGCUUUCUUUCCUAGGCCACCACCGUAAAACCCAUCUGAGAGCAGUCAAAUGGAUUUGUCUGUCCGCUCUUCCUUCGGUCUCUUAGUCCUAGGAUGCCUACUUCCUCCCAGUGUGGUGUAGUGGUUAAGAGCGGUAGACUCGUAAUCUGGUGAACCGGGUUCGCUUCCCCGCUCCUCCACUUGCAGCUGCUGGUGAACCGGGUUCACUUCCCUGCUCCUCCACCUGCAGCUGCUGGGUGACCUUGGGCCAGUCACACUUCUCUGAAGUCUCUCAGCCUCACUCACCUCACAGAGAGUUUGUUGUGGGGGAGGAAAGCAAAGGAGAUUGUGAGCUGCUUUGAGACUCCUUAGGGUAGUGAUAAAGUGGGAUAUCAAAUCCAAACGCUUCUUCUCCUUCUCCUGGACAUGCCAGGGAGGCAGAGGGAUGGCAGAGCCGUCUCUCAGCUGGGCAGUGGCUGGUUCUUCUCCCAUUUGAGGAGAUGGUUUCAGUGCAGGAGAUGGUGAUGUGCCGUUAGGGGAAGGGGGCAGCACAGGCAGCCUGCAGGAGAUGAGGCGAGACAGCGGCUCCUGGAUGGAUUCGCUGCUACUCCCUUCUCCUACAGACCCAUCCCUCGCCCUGGGCUCAGGCCCUGGAAGUGUUGGGGUUUCAGGUGGUGAGACAAAGCCAGAGGGAGCCUUAAGGCUGCCUCCUCCCUGAUGGUUCUGCAGUACGUCGCAAAAAGAGAACAUUCUUGAAGAGAUUACAUCUGAAGGGCUGCCACGUGGAAGAUGGAGCAGGCUUGUUUUCUGCUCCAGAGUGCAGAACCCAAACCGAUGGAUACAAAUUGCAAGGGAGGAGAUUCCGAGCACAAUUCAAAGUGUUGGUGUUGACCUUUAAAGCCCUAAACGGCCUUGGCCCAGUAGACCUGAAGAAGCGUCUCCACCCCCAUCGUUCUGCCCGGACACUGAGGUCCACCGCUGAGUUACAGGGAACCAGGCAGAGGGCCUUCUUGGUGGUGGUACCCGCCCUGCCGAACGCCCUCCCACCAGAUGUCAAAGAGAACAACAACUACCAGACUUUUAGACGACAUCUGAAGGCAGCCCUGUUUAGGGAAGCUUUGAUGCGUUACUGUAUUUUAAUAUUUUGUUGGAAGCCGCCCAGAGUGGCUGAGGAAGCCCAGCCAGAUGGGCGGGGUAUAAAUAAUAAUUUAUUAUUAUUAUUAUUAUGAUGGCUAAACGUUAGGAAGAACUUUCUGACAGUAAGAGCCAUUCGUCUGUGGAACGUACUCCCUCGGGAGGUGGCGGAGUUCUCCUUGGUUGGAGAAGUUGGGUGGCCUUCUGGAUUAGGAAUUCUUUAGCUGCAAUUCCUGCAUUGCGGGGGGCUGGACUAGAUGACUCCCUUCCAACUCCACAAUUCUGUGAUCCCCUUUGGAGGGGACGUGCGUGAAAGUCAUCCUUCAGCUUUGCUGUGAGCAGGGCGGGCUGCAGAGUCUCUGUUUUAAGCCCUUGAAGCCCUUCAGCAUCCUUCCAGACCAGGCAGGUUGUUGUGAUCCCUCGGCAAUGCGCAGAGAGGUGCUCUGAGCAUAAGUCGAGAGGUGCUGUGCUGGCAGCGCGUUGCAGAUGCCAGGGCACAGCCUUGCUGCUGGAAACGGAUCAAGCCCAGAGCUCCGGGGGUUGUCUUGCUAAUGGCACUUCUGCAAUAUCUCUUUUCUUCCAAGCAAUUGUAUCAGACGCUCUCGGACUUUGACAUCCGAUUCUACAUGUAUGAAAUCUUGAAGGUAAGGAACUGAGCGCAGGGGUGUUGGGUGGGGGAGAUGAGCCGAUCUGUGCUUUGGUUAGCCCCACACAGUGACUAUGCUGGGUUGGGGGGCAGAGCAGGGGCUCCUGACCUGUGACCCAGGAGCCCUAGAGAGGCUGUGUGCAUGCUUCUCGCUAUGGGUGGUGUCCAGUCCUUCCCCACCUUUGCCUGUGGCUCAGUAGAAGAGCAUUGCCCUGGCUUUCAGAAAGCCCCAGAUCCGCUCCCUGUCAACUCCAGCCAGAGUUGGGAGAGAACUUGUGUGGUCGUGGGGAGUAGGCUGGCCAAGGGGCCAGAUCCUGAGCCCAGAGCUGCUCCCUUGCAUGGCUCUGCUUUUGAGGCAAGGCAAGGACGCUCUUCCAAACACGGCCUGUUUGACGCUGCCCACCUCUCUUUCCCUCUUUCUCUGCAGGCGCUGGAUUACUGCCACAGCAUGGGCGUCAUGCACCGGGACGUCAAGCCUCACAACGUGAUGAUAGACCACGAGCACCGGAAGGUAAGGCCGUCGUGGGGUGAGUGUCACGAGGAGCAGUGGAGGUUUCCUCGCCUGGCACAGCCAGCUGGCUCAAGGCCAGUCAGCCUGUCCAGCAGUGUCCAGCUAGGGAGUGUUUGUCACGGUCUGGAGACACAUCGAGCUCUGCACCUCAGUAGAAUAGAAUAGGAUAGGAUAGGAUAGGAUAGGAUAGCAUAGCAUAGCAUAGCAUAGCAUAGCAUAGCAUAGAAUAGAAUGUAUUAUUUAUACCCCGCCCACUCUGGGCAGCUUCCAACAAAGUAUUAAAAUACAGUAAUGCAUCAAACAGUAAGAGCUUCCCUAAACAGGGCUGCCUUCAGAUGUCGUCUAAAAAUCUGGUAGUUGUUCUUCUCUUUGACAUCUGGUGGGAGGGCGUUCCACAGGGCGGGCACCACCACCGAGAAGGCCCUCAGCCUGGUUCCCUGUAGCUUUGCUUCUCGCAAUGAGGGAACCGCCAGAAGGCCCUCGGUGCUGGACCUCAGUGUCCGGGCUGGAUGAUGGGGGUAGAGACGCUCCUUGAGGGAUACUGGACCGAGGCCGUUUAGGGCUUUAAAGGUCCCCCACCUGCCCAAGAUUAUGUAUGUAUUUAUGCCCCUUCUCCAUCCCACCCGCCAGAAGCGGGGCUCAAGGCGGCUUGCAAAAAAUUAAAAUACAGAUAAAUCACACAGAGCUAAAAAGAUGUAGAAGGGUUCUUUUAAAAACAACAAUUAUUAAACGAUCUGUCACAUCUGUUGAAAUGCAGAUAGUAAUAAACCGCGCACUCUUCGGAUCCCUUUCCUUGAAAGCAGGCUUCCUUGGGCAGCCUGUCUGCUCGUGGCUGCUGGGACCAGGGUGGGGGUCCUCUCCCCCCUCCCUCCCGACUUCCUCUGGCGCUCAGGGCCCCCCGGCCUCUCCCUUCCCUGCCUGCAGCUGCGCCUGAUCGACUGGGGCCUGGCUGAGUUCUACCACCCGGGGCAAGAGUACAACGUGCGAGUGGCCUCCCGGUACUUCAAGGGUCCAGAGCUCCUGGUGGACUACCAGGUAGGUUGGAGGCCAGGGCCUUGCUCCGCAGCGCUGCCUGGCGCCCAGCCCAUCCCUUCCAGGCGGAGGGAGAGCAGGAGGGCACCCCAGGGCCCUUUCUCCGUCCUCGGGAGAGAGCCUGCGGUUGCCUGCGUGCGAAGAGGGCGCUCUGCUGCCCAGACACCUCAAAACAAGGGUGUUUGCUGGAGACGCUGCUUGGGGCAGGCAUGGGUGGACCAUCCGUGCCACCUGGUUCUCCAGAGGGGCAGGGGGUCGGUGUCCCUGGGGGGCCUGCCCACGGCAGUGGGUUCAGCUGGAGAUGGUCUGAGCCGACGGAAACAGAGGGGUGGGCAAGGCUGGGCAGGGGCGAAGGUGUUUGUAGCCUUGUGAAAGCUUGGUUCUGGGGCAGGGGAGGGGGGAGGUGUCCUCUUUCUUGGUGGCUCUCCCCCUGCGCGCCCCCCGGUUGCUUCACUGCUCUCUCCACCACCACCCCCCGGCCCUCCUUCCUUCUGCAGAUGUAUGACUACAGUUUGGACAUGUGGAGCUUGGGCUGCAUGCUGGCCAGUAUGAUAUUCCGCAAGGAGCCCUUCUUCCACGGACACGACAACUACGACCAGGUGAGGCUUUUGCCCAAGGGGGAGGAGGAAAUGGGCUGUUUGUCUGGGGGGUGUGGUGUCAGCAGGACUGUGGUGGGAGACCUGCUCAGGUGAGGCUGUACCUGCUUCAGUUCUAUUCCUCCCCCCACAUUUUUUUAUUGAUUUUGAACAUUUAUGACAAAGAAAGACAUUACAAAACACACAACAAAGAAAAACACUUUACAAUACAGUAAACUAAACACAAAAAAAGAAUUAUUUCUUCAGUUAUCUAAUUCUCAUAACAUUAAUAACUGACUUCCUCGCAUCCCCUCUAACUGAAUUUCAUUCUAUCACCUGUAUGACAGUUCUCCAAAUUCAUAUUUCUAAUAAUAUUGACUCCUAACAUUUACUAAGCUCUUCUCCUUUAUUAAUAUUCUAAUCCUUAAUAUUUACUAGCACAUAUUCUGCCCUUAAGCCUAUUUAUUACUUCCAAGAAUUUUCUAAUUCUGCACCUGCUUCAGUUCUAGCCAGGCUGGGCCCUGUCCGCUGCCCUCGCUCGGUGCGUGGGUGGGAUCCUGUCUCCUCUCUGCUCUCCUCCCGGCCCAUUCUGUGCUUUCUCACCGUCUCCUCCCCCUCCCUCCCCAGUUGGUGCGGAUCGCAAAGGUCUUGGGCACAGAGGACCUCUAUGACUACAUUGACAAGUACAACAUUGAACUGGACCCCCGCUUCAACGACAUCCUUGGCAGGUGAGCGCGGGGCACCCGGAGGCCUUGCCAGGACAUUGCAGGGGGUUGGGCUGGAUGACCUUUGGGGGACCCUUCUGUGAUUCCGUUCCUUGCCAGGCCAGAGUCACUCUCUCUUGGCGAGAGGGGCUUCCAAUCAGACCUUGCGCUGCCCGAAAAACCCCUUUCCCUUGUGCGUGGGGUGUGUGGGUUAAGGUCCCGGGGCCCUGGCCUUGCAGCGCGUGGCUUUGGGGCCCUUGAGCGCCAGGCCUGUGACUCCCCCCGCCCGUCUCUCCCCCCCCAGACACUCUCGCAAGCGAUGGGAGCGUUUUGUGCACAGCGAGAACCAGCACUUGGUGAGCACUGAGGUCCUCGACUUCCUGGACAAGCUGCUGCGCUACGACCACCAGACCCGGCUCACGGCCCGCGAGGCCAUGGAGCACCCUUACUUCUGUACGUGCCCCCCCCGCCACUCUCCCCUCCUGCCCCCCUCCUUAUUGGGCCCUGGCUCCCAGCCUUCUCAGAGCCAGGGCCACCUGCCACGCCGGGCUUCCAUCCAUCUGGGGACCCAUGGCUGAAUGGUUGCCUGGUGGAACACUGCUGCUGCCCCCCACCUCGGAUCAGGCCGCAGCCCUCCAGCUGAGGACCCCCCCGCCUCCCCCUACAAUGGCACACGGACACCAGGUUCUAGCUGGCCAGCUGCUCCACCCGGCCCGUUGUCCUUUUGCUUACCUGCCUGAGGGUCUGUGGCCCAGCGCACGACUCUGCCAUGAGGGGUGCCAGGCCAUUUCUCCCAGGCCUUUGCCCACGACCCUGCGGCGGUGUCUUCAAGCACCCAACGUGCACUCCUGGUCUCGCCUCGGGCUCUGCCCAAACUCUGCAGGCCCUACCAGUGCCUCCCCCUUUCCCCAGGGCCCCUUGCCCUCUGGGGACCCCAAAGCUCUCCCUCCUGCUCCAGUAGCUAUUGGGGUGCUCUUUGGGUUGGCAGGCGGUGGGGACCAGCACAGGCCUCGUGAUCACAGCAAGUCUUCCCAGUUGGUUUCCCCCCGAUGAGGCAGUUGUGAGGACUGAAUGUCACCCCCCCCACACCUUCCCACAGUCCCCUCCUCUCCAGGGUUUCCCCCCAAGCAAACGGAGACUGUGUCUGCAUGCAGCCAACCUCUGCUCCGCUCUUUUCAUUUCUCUGUGUGUUCUGGGAGACCAAGAUGGAAGGGAGCUGGUUGCAGCAGGAGGGAGAGACCCCCUGGACUCUUCAGCAGCCGGUCUCCCCUCUGUCUCCUGCCUCUGAGUCUGGACUGCUCUCUGCCACAGCCUCUUCCUGCUCACUAAACCCUGUUGCUGCUCCAGCAUCCGGCGCCAUCUCCCUGCGGUCCUCUCCCCCUUUCCCCUCUGACCACUCAAGAGUCGCCCCACUGCCAAUCCCCAGGCUCUGAAACCUUCUCCCUCUCUUGGUUCCUUUGGGGGCUCCCCACCUGGUGCCCCCCACCAUUUCUCUACACCCACCCAGCCCCUGACACUAGAUUCCCCUGGGGGUUCCCUUCCAACUCCAGCCCCCUCUCAUUCUCUGCUCUCCUGUCCAGAUCCAAUAGUGAAAGAUCCGGCCAGGAUGGGCUCCUCCACGGUGCUCUCGGCAGCUAACACGCCCGUCAGCUCCUCCAGCAUGUUGGCAGGUAGGUUUCCAGAGCCAGGGGUGCCCGUGUCUGCCCUGCUAUGGCAUGGCUCGACGCAGAAGAGGUUUUGGAGACUAUGGAUGCAGUUCUAGUGCACUGUUACCGUCUUGAAUGCAGUCAACACAGUUUCCUUCUUUUAGGUAACAUGCUGCUCUGUUUGAAUACAAAAUACUUACAUCCUCUGGACUUUGGAUUCCAGAACUAAUUACAUUUUCAAUUGCUUCUGAGUAUCUGAGGACAGCCUCUCCAAAUUGUCCGCUUUUAAAUAAUCCAUUUCCUUCAGCUUUCAGUGUUGCUGCAGUGGAAGGGAGCAAAGUAGAACUGUUUUUUCCAGACCUGAAAAAAAGACAGCCAAGGCUUUACGGGAUUUUGAAAAUGAAGUAAAUGGCUAUCUGGGCAGUGACAAAAAUAAUAGUGAAAACAAGGAAGUAAUACAGAGAAAAGCAGAAUCUUCAGCAGCUAAUCUAAGUAUCCAGCGCCGAGGGCCUUCUGGCGGUUCCCUCGUUGCGAGAAGUGAGGUUACCGGGAACCAGGCAGAGGGCCUUGUCGGUAGUGGUGCCCACCCUGUGGAACGCCCUCCCACCAGAUGUGAAGGAAAUAAGCAGCUAUCUUAUCUUUAAAAGACAUCUGAAGGCAGCCCUGUUUAGGGAAGUUUUAUGCUGUAUUGUUUUUAACACUCGAUUGGGAGUUGCCCAGAGUGGCUGGGGAAACUCAGCCAGAUGGGCGGGGUAUAAAUAAUAAAUUAUUAUUAUUAUUAUUAUUAUUAUUAAUAAUAAUAAUAUGUAUUCAAACAGAGCAGCAAGUUAUCUAAAAGAAGGAAACUGUGUUGACUGCAUUCAGGACGGUAACACUGCUCUGGCGUGGGGCACGUGGGACCUGAGGGAGGGCUGAUGGGCCCCUGCUCCCCCACCCCCUUCUGCCGCGAUGGGGCCCUGACUCUCUGCCCUCUUCCUCCCUCUCUCUUUCAGGGAUCGCCUCCAUGUCCGCCUCUCAGCCCAUCGGCAGCCUGGCAGCCUCCCCCGUCAUCUCCUCUCCGAACACUCUGGGCUCGCCGGUGCCCGCCACCGCUGGAGCGCAGCCUUGACCUCAACGGCGCCACCUCUGGCUCCCAGCACCGCCAAGCCCGCGGCCUUGCCCCCCGCCCGCCUGCCUGCCUGCCUCUGCAAGGCUCCGUUGCCCCCCACCCGCAGCAGGCAGGAGGGGGACAGCGUGGGGGUGGGCAGGUGCACGGAGGGGGGGUCCUGUCUCUGGAAUAUGAUAUUAUUAUUAUUUCCCCCCGUUUGUUUUUGUUGAGUAUGUCAAAGAGCCAAGCCUGGGCCGCUGCCGCCACCGCCAUCGCUCCUCCUCCUCCUCCCCCUCUGCGGCAACGAGCACGGACUCUGGCAACGGGCGGAGGAGGUCUGUCUCGAGGGAUGCCGGCUGCGCUCUUCCCAUGAGGGUCGUGGUUAGGGAUGCAGCCGCAGUGGGGGCACCUAAGGGGAGAAUAAAAUUUAUUUUCUAUGUCCCUAACAGGGCAGUGUGGCCAAA
This is a messenger RNA of Podarcis lilfordi (Lilford's wall lizard), 24673 nucleotides long. The record is from the annotation of a GenBank genome assembly. Lineage: Eukaryota; Metazoa; Chordata; Lepidosauria; Squamata; Lacertidae.